UUUUGAAAAUGAACAGUUUGGCCCGAGGGCCGAGGCCCUGCGUCUCCUCCCUGUGCCGUUGCCUGGAAAACUCGACAGUGCGGCAAUGCCAGCAGCCAAAACAAUUCCAAGCUCGUAAGAAUAACAACGGUAACAUCAGCAACAUCAAGAAGAUCAGCAACACAUUGAAAAGUACGUUCCUAGGCACUAUUGGUAGUACUUUGGGCCCGCGUAGUGCGGCCGCCCGAUCGUUUGCGUCUGCAUGGAGUCAAUGAGACGUAACGAGGCGAACACUAGCCACCACCCGAAUAAGGUGGCCCUGAAUAGCAGCAACGUAGCAACGGAAAGCAAUAUUAAGAAUAAAUUGUUAGCUAAUUUAAGUGCGGCAAACGCAGCAACAACAACGUCAUCAUCAUCGGUAGCAGCAACGGGAGCAGGAACAGCGGCUACAGCAACAACAAAUUCAACGGCAGCAGGAACAACAACAACAACGGCGGCCACAAACCAAGCAUUGAAUUUCAAUAACAAAGUGAAGGCAACAACAGCAACGAAUCAUUCGCAAGGCAACAGUGCGAUUAAGAAGCAUUCAAAAUUAAUUGGCGGUGGCAAGGGACACACAAAUAAUACAACGACAACAAGCAACAACAGCAACUCAACAACAUCGUCGAGCAGCAGCAGCAGUUCGUCAUCCAAUUCAAGUGAAUCAAAGGAUACGAAUUUUGAGUACGAGGACGAGUGGAAUAUUGGCGGCAUUCCAGAGCUGCUAGACGAUCUUGACGCUGACAUUGAAAAGUCGGCGGCGCAUUCGGGUGGUGGCAACAACCAAACGACAGCGACGACGACAACAACAGCAGCAGCAGCAGCAACAUCAUCGACAACGUUAAAUGCUAAACAAGCAAACAGCUCAACAGCAGCAACAUCCUCAUCAGCAGCAGCUCACAAAUCGCACAAGACCACAUUGCAUAGCAAUUUGUCGGCCACAUCGCCAACCACAAUUAAGUUCACACGCCAACCCAUUGCCAGUGGCAGCGUCUCGUCAACGCCAUCGCCAGCGGCAACAGGCUCCAGCAGCAGUAGCGGAAGCGGCAGCAGCAACAGUUCAGCUGCUUUGUCCAGCAGCAAAGGAUCGUCAUCAACGGGCAAACACCAUCAUCAUCAUCACCACCACCACCAUCAUCAUCAUCACAGCACUGCUGGCAACAGCCCCAAGGGCUUCAAGUCUGCAUUAGUGGCACAACUGAAUAGUCCGGGACUUAAUCACAACAACAACAACAACAAUAACAACAGCCAGCAUCAAAACAACAACAGCAGCAGCGGCAGCAGUAAAAGCAGCGGCAGCACAUUGUCAUCCUCGACUUUUGCCGGCUUCUCCAAGGGCGGCAAUUUAGUUUCGUCCUCCCUCAGCCAGUCUUCCUCGAACUCGAGCGGCAGUGGUCAGCAAGGCAAACUCUCCGCUGGCGGCAUGUCCUCGCAAACGGGCAGCGGCAGCGGCAGCAACUCGAGCAAUAACAACAGCAGCAGCAGCAACAACAGCAGCGGCGGCAACAAUAGUGCCGGCAACAACAGCAGUAGCAACAACAGCGGCAGCAUAGGCAGUAGUGGGAUUGGGGGCGCCACGGUUAGUGGCCAAAGUUCGCAAGGCGGCAGCGGUAAAUCGAGCGCAAAAAUGUCCAUUGAUCAUCAGGCAACGCUCGAUAAAGGACUCAAAAUGAAGAUCAAACGCACCAAGCCCGGCACAAAGAGCUCCGAGGCCAAACACGAGAUAGUCAAGGCCACAGAUCAACAGCAGCAGCAACAGCAGCAGAAUGGCGGCCUUGGCAACAACAGCUCUGGCGGCGGCAGCAGCCAACAGGACGAUGGUGGCAACAGCAGCACCAGCAACAGCAGCGGUGGCGGCAGCAGCAAUGCGAAUGCGUCUUCCCUUAGCAACAGCAACAACAAUAGCAGCAGCAGCAACAGCAACAACAGCUCGAGCGGCGCCAGCGGCAACUCUUCCAGUUCCAGCAGCAGCAAAAAGCAUUUGAAUAAUUCCAGCAACAGUAGCAACAGCAGCAGCGGCAGCAACAGUGGCGGCAGCGGCAGCAAUCAAAACAAUGCACACGGCAGCAGCAGCAAUAACAGCGGCAGCAGCAGCAACAGCAACGCACAGUCAACGCCGCAGGGCAACAAACGUGGCAGCUCUGGACAUCGGCGCGAGAAGACUAAGGAUAAAAACGCACAUUCCAAUCGCCUCAGCGUUGACAAAUCAUCGGCAGCAUCGGCGGCCGGUGAGAAGGAUACGCCCGAGAAGAAUACCAACAACAGUGGCAGCAACAACAACAGUGGCAGCAACAACAGCAGCAGCAGCGGCAACAGCAAUUGCCAGUGCAACGGCGAUGUUGCAGCGACAGCAAACGCUCCCCCGUGUGCCCAUCAUGCCUGCAUUCGACGCAUCUCCAAUGCCAGCAGUGGCAGCAACAGCAGCGGUGCCAGCGGCAACUCCUCAGCAUCGGCCGUGCCACCGGGCGUAUUUACGCCAUCGGCUGGUUCGCCAGCUGCUGUUGUCUCGGCGGCGGCAUCAUUGCUGGCUGCCACAACGGCGGCCACAAAUGCCGCACAGUCGUCGGCGGGUGGCGGCGGAGGCAACAGCGUUAAUCCGGGUGCAGCCAAUGCACCGGGUCCGCCGGGCAAAGAUGCCAGCAUUAAAAUCUCCUCACACAUUGCCGCCCAAUUGGCGGCAGCAGCUGCCUCCAGCAGCAGUGGCGCUGGCAACGGCAGCAACAGCAAUGCCAACAGCUAUGGUCAAGGCAGCGGAGGAGCCGCUGCUGGUGGCACUGGAGCUGGUGGCAAUGCGGAGAGCAAAGCGGCCAGCUUGGCACAGGCCAAGCUAAUGGCACCCGGCAUGAUCUCAGCCACGAUGCACCACACAAUUUCAGUGCCCGCCGGCAGCUGUGGCCCCAAUGCUGGGGACGAGGAGAGCAAAUCUCCACCGGCAAAGCGGGCCAAGCACAGUGAUGGCAGCAAGGAUAUGGUCGACAUAUGCAUUGGCACCUCUGUCGGCACCAUCACCGAGCCAGACUGCCUGGGACCCUGUGAGCCUGGCACCUCGGUCACCCUCGAGGGCAUCGUUUGGCACGAGACUGAGGGCGGCGUUCUGGUCGUCAACGUAACGUGGCGCGGCAAGACCUAUGUGGGCACCCUGCUCGAUUGCACCCGACACGAUUGGGCUCCUCCAAGAUUCUGUGAUUCACCAACUGAAGAAUUAGAUUCUCGAACUCCAAAGGGACGCGGAAAGCGCGGACGCAGCGCCGGCCUCACGCCCGAUCUGAGCAACUUCACUGAAACCCGAAGCUCGAUUUACUUCUCACAUGCCCAGGUGCACUCAAAGCUGCGCAACGGGGCAACCAAGGGACGCGGCGCGACGCGCAGUGCAUCGGGUAAUGCGGGCAACAGUGGCAGCUCGUCGGGCAACGGCGGUGGCGGUGGCGCCACGCCAAGCACAUCGCCAACAGCAUUUCUGCCACCGCGGCCGGAGAAACGCAAAUCGAAGGACGAGGCGCCGUCACCGCUCAAUGGCGAUGGCAACGCCGAUGGAGCCGGCGGCAUGGUGAGCAUGGUCAAUGCCAGUGGCAUUCCAAUCUCGGCCAGCGGCGGUGGCUUGGCCACACAGCCGCAGAGCCUGCUCAAUCCAGUGACCGGACUCAAUGUGCAAAUCAACACAAAGAAAUGUAAGACUGCCUCGCCGUGCGCGAUCUCACCGGUGCUGCUCGAGUGUCCCGAGCAGGACUGCAGCAAGAAGUACAAGCAUGCCAAUGGCCUGCGCUAUCAUCAGUCGCAUGCGCAUGGCGCCAGCGGCAGCAGCGGCGGCGGCGGUGCCAGCUCCAUGGACGAGGACUCGAUGCAGGCGCCCGAAGAGCCAGCGACGCCACCAUCACCGCUUCCAGCAGCCGCUGCCACACAGGCAGCAACAGUUGCUGCCGCUGCGGCGGCGGCCACAACAACUGCCGCAGCAGCAGCAGCAACACCCAUAGCAGCAACAGCAACAUCGCCGCCAGCCAACAGCACAGCUGUGGCCAAUGGCACAACAGCAGCCACUGCCGCAGCGGCAGCAACAGUUGCAACAGCGUCGCCAGUUGCUGUGCCCGAGCAUGUUGCCGCAGCAGCAGCAACUGCAGCGACUGUGGUCAACAGCAGUGUUCCAGACGCGUUGCCAGCUCUGCCUUUGGUUGUCUCAGCGGCGGCAGCAAAUGCAGCCUCUGUGGUGACAACAAAUGCAGUGCAGCAGCAACAACAACAGCAGCAGCAGCAGCCACAGCCGCCGACACCACAACAGCAACAACAACAACCGCAACCACAGCAACAACCACAAGCAUUGCUGGCGCCAGUUGUUGGCACUGCUGGCAAUCAGCCUGUGGCUGGUGGCAGCAUCACAGCUGGCAUCUCAACACAAGCACUGUCGCAGCAUCAGCAGCAACUGCUUGGCGGUCUUGUGGGCAACUGUGGCGCCGGAUUGCCGGCCAUGUUGUCGGAGCAACAGCAACAGGCCUUGCUGCAGCAAGGAGCAUUGAAAGCGGGCGUGCUACGCUUUGGGCCACCAGAUGCAGCUGCUCUGCAGCAGCAGCAACAACAACAACAGCAGCAGCAACAGCAAGGACCAGCAUCACAACAGUCGCCGCCUGGACAGAGUCCAUUGCGGCCGCCCAGCCUGACACAGGAUGCACAACAAGCGCCGCCUGGCUACGCACAACAGCAGCAACAACAACAGCAGCAGCCGCCGCCAGGCCUCAAGAGCUCGCCAGGCUUUGGCCCUGGCUCUGUGGGCGCCAGCAUUAAGCCUAAGAAGAACCGCAAGUCGCCGGGACCCGGUGACUUUGAUGGCAGCGUGUCGCGCGACGAUGUGCAGAGUCCAGCGUACAGUGAUAUAUCGGAUGACUCGACGCCGGUGGCCGAUCAGGAGAUGCUCGACAAAUCGCAGCCGGGCAAGCACAUCGAGCUGAUGGGCAAGAAGCCCAGCGAGUUGGGCGUGCCACCAGCACCAGCGCCCAAUAUGCCGCCAUCGUUGGCGGGCUAUGGCAUGUAUCAGUUCUAUCCGGCGGCACAGCAACAGCAGCAGCAGCAACAACAACAGCCGCCGCCACCGCAGCCACAGCCGCAGUAUAUGGUGCAGCCAGGUGGACCGGAGGCACUGCAACAGCCGGGCAAGCCGUCACAGCAGCAGCAGCAAAUGCAACAGCCAGGCGCUCCGCCAGCUACCUCACAGGCACCGCAGCAGACGCAUCUGCUGGCGCCGCCGCCACAGCAGCAGGCAGUUGGCCAUUUAGCUGACUAUAGCAACAAGAACAAGGAGCCGCCAUUGGAUCUGAUGACAAAGCCGCCAACGCAAUCAGUUGCCCAGCAGCAACAGCAGCAACCAGGUCAGAAUGACAACAAUGGCAAGGACUCGGGACCGCCCACAUCACAGGCGGGUCAAGUGCAGCCGCCGCCGGUUAAUCUCAGUGCUGUGGCUGGACCGCCACCGACUGGCUUGCCGCCUGGCAUGGCUGGCCUGGCCGGUCUAGGUGGUCCAACGCCAGGCAAAGCGCUGGGACACUUCUAUCCCUACAACUUUAUUCCGCCGGGUUAUCCUUAUAGUGUGGAUCCAAACUUUGGUCCCGUUUCGAUAGUGCCCUCGGAUGAGGCUGCCAAGCUGGCUGGCCAUCCUGGGCUCCCGCCCAGCUCACAGGCGCAACAACAGCAGCAAUCGCAGUUGGCCGGCAUCAGCAUUGAGGAGGAGCGCAUCAAGGAGAGUCCCAGUCCGCAUGAGAACUCCAAGCAUUUGCCACCACAGCAGCAGCUGUUGGCCAACAAGCUGAUCAAGCAGGAGCCGAUGAUCAAGCAGGAGAUCAAGCAAGAGCCCAACUCGAAUCCGGGUCAGCAACAGCCGCCGCCACAGCAUCAGCCACAGCAGCAGCCACAACAACCACCGCCACAGCCACAGCAACCGCAUGCACUGCAUCCCAAGGAUCUGCAGGCAUUGGGCGCCUAUCCCAGCAUCUAUCAGCGUCAUUCCAUCAGUUUGGCAGCAGCCCGUGAAGAAGAGCUGCGACGCUAUUACAUGUUCACGGAUCAACAGCGUCGUCAGAAUGCCGCAGCUGUGGCAGCGGCACAAGGUGCGCCUGGCAUGCAGCCGCAUCCUGGUAUGCCGCAACAGCACAAGGAUGAGGCCAGCUUGAGUGCACAGCAACAGCAGCAGCAACAACAGCAGCAGGCACAGCAGAUAUCCAUUGCACAGCAACAGCAGGUGUUGCAGCAGCAUCAUCAGCACCUGCAGCAGCAGCAGGCGCAGCAACAACAACAGCAGGCCCAGCAGCAACAGCAGGCGGCACAGCAGCAACAACAGGCACAACAGCAACAGCAGCAACAACAACAGCAGCAGAAGCUGAAGCAGUCGCAGGCGGCCAGCGCAUCGGCCAACAACAAGGCCACGAAUCUGACCAAGGAGUCGCCCAAGCAGAAGGGCAACUCGGCGGACGAUGAUCAGCAGCAGCCGCCGAAGGUGAAGCAGGAGGGCCAGAAACCCACCAUGGAAACACAGGGUCCGCCGCCACCGCCAACCUCGCAAUACUUCCUGCAUCCCUCGUACAUCUCGCCGACGCCGUUUGGCUUCGAUCCCAAUCAUCCCAUGUACCGCAAUGUGUUAAUGUCGGCCGCCGGGCCGUACAACGGUGCGCCGUAUCAUCUGCCCAUACCACGCUAUCACGCGCCCGAGGAUCUAUCGCGCAACACGGGCACCAAGGCGCUGGACGCACUGCAUCAUGCGGCCAGCCAGUAUUACACCACGCACAAAAUACACGAGCUGAGCGAACGUGCUCUCAAAUCGCCCACCAGCGCCAGCGGUCCCGUCAAGGUCAGCGUCAGCAGUCCCAGCCUCGGUCCACCGCAGCCCGGCGGCGGUCCCAGCAACAGCGGACCUGGUUCGGGGCCCAAUGUACUGGGCGGCAAUGGUCCCAGCCAGCCGGGCUCAGCGCCUGGCGGUGCCGGGGGCGUGCCACUGAAUCUGCAGCCACCACCGGGCAGCCUGGGCGGUCCACCGUCCAGCAAAUCGGAUAUGGCUGGCCAAAAGUCACAUGGCGGGGCGCCCGGCACAGUGCUGGAUGCGCAUAAGCAACCGUUGCCUGGAGCGCCGCCUCUAGGCGCCGGUCCGCCUGGCAGCUCGGCUGUGGGUGUGGGUGUCGGUGGUGCUGGCAAUGGAGCGCCCGGUGGCGCCGGUGCCGCGGAUUCGCGUAGUCCGCCGCCACAGCGACAUGUGCACACACACCAUCACACACACGUAGGACUCGGCUACCCCAUGUACCCGGCGCCCUAUGGAGCUGCCGUUUUGGCCAGCCAACAGGCGGCUGCAGUAGCUGUGAUAAAUCCAUUUCCGCCGGGACCGUCGAAAUGAGAACCACUGAACGGCAGCAACGAGAAGAAGGCCUACAAUGUGAAAAACAAUUAGCGACAGCUCCGUGUGGAUGUGAAUGAGUGGAUAAGGGAUUAGGGAUGAAUCAAGUGGUUCAACAUGGAUAACUAAUCUGAUCCCUGACAACAAACAAAACAAGAAAAUGCAUUUGCUAUUAGUGCUUGGUGUGCACACUGAUAUAUACAAAAACAUACACACACAAUAAACACACACACAUAAAGCAUAUACAUAUAGUAAAUAGAUUAUUUUUACAAUGUUAAACAACCACAACAAGGCACCCCAACAACAACAACAACCACAGCAACUAGUAACAACAACAACAACAAAAUGAAAGAAACGACUAUUUAAAUGCAUAAGUAUUUUUUGUAUGUUUCGUUUAACGUGUUAACUAUAAAUGUAGAAAAGUAAGGCCUAAGUUAUCACUACUAUUACCACAUAAAAACCAACCACAACAACAAAAAAGAACAUAUAUAUAUAUAUACAUAAACAUAAACGAUAUGAUGAUAAUCUAGCAUAACUUCAAAUUAGAGAUGUUUUUCCUAAGUGUAUUUUGCAUAUACUUAUAAAUUUAUAUAUAAUUAUAUACAAGAAAUAUUAUUAUAUUAUUAUUACUAUUAAACAUAAAAACAUAAUAUAAUUAUAGUUACAUAUAUUUAUAUAUAUAUAGAUAUAUAUUAUUAUACGAGAGAGGCGUAAAUCGAACAUGAACAAAACGUAUGAAAAAACCGUAGUGUGUUGAUUUCUUGUAAAAAAACAAAAACUAAACUAAACAAACAAAACAAAAAACAAAUUGAUACAAUGAAAAGAAACUUAAUCUUAAUAUUGUUUAACGAUUAUCGAUUACCAAUUACAUAUUACCAAUUACAAACAACAAAAAGAAAAAAACAAAAAUACAGUUUACAGAUUACCAAUUAUAUAAAAUGUAGAUCUUACAACAAAUUUAGCAUUUAGCAGUGUGUAUUAAUUAAUCCUUAUCUGUGUUGCGAAUGGAGCUAGCGCAAUAUUUGCAUCUAAAAGACAAAGGGCGCGCGCCCCAUUCUUUAUAUUCUUAUGUAUGUAAUGUAAUGUGUGUACUAUUCGUAUCCGUAGUUUAUUGACAACAAACAAACAAAAAACAUGAAAAGCAAAAUCUACAAAAAAAAAAAACAAACAAACAAACGAAAUACAUUUUCCUUUUGUGAAUUUCUCGGCCGAAGAUGUGCCGGCAUUAAUUUAAAAUUUAAAUGUUUCUAAGUAUCAAAACCGAGUGUACUUUAAAUAUUUAUAAUUCUAUAAAAAACAAAACAAACAAUACAUCAUGUAUGUAAACAUUAUUAUAAUUCGAAUUAUGAUAUGUGUAAUUUACAUUUACUGCAGUAUAUGAAUGUGGGUAGUGUGUGUUGUAGUUCACUAGCCGCUUCAUAGACUACACGCGUGAUUUAAUGGCACUUAAUGUUUUAUAGCCUAAGCCCCGAAAAAACAAAACAAAAACAAACAACAAGAAUACAAAACUACAUACACGAAGAGAACACACACACAAUUCUUUAGAAUUUAUCAAUAAAAA
Molecule: messenger RNA, 8942 nt
Organism: Drosophila nasuta
Lineage: Eukaryota; Metazoa; Arthropoda; Insecta; Diptera; Drosophilidae
Gene: sbb
Product: scribbler
Exons: 10
Coding region: 242-7381 (2379 amino acids)
Biological process (GO): regulation of transcription by RNA polymerase II
Cellular component (GO): nucleus
Source: RefSeq, a predicted model, not a curated record